ACUCCUGCAUAUUAUAUGUGACUUGCCGCCGGUCCUUGUUCUGUCUGCAGUCAUAAGCAAUACGAUCUAUGGACGUACUGGAGAAAACGAAGCGCUGGAUUUAAGUGUGUAACCUGGUUCUCUGUGGCUCUCAGACACUCAGUUCAUGUCGACUGCAGGGACAGGCCGUAGUCUGGAUGGCUGACGGAAAGGGACGUGGACCAAUCACUUGAGAAGAUGCUGGCUCGUAACCGCUUCCUACUCCUGGUGGUGGUUGGUGGGGCCGCGCUGGCCAUCAUCAGUCUGAGCCUGCAGUUCUACAAUAUGAAGCUGUGUCUGCUGCUGAUGUCUUUGCUGAAUAUUGCCAGAAGAUUCCCACUCCCAGUGAACCUGAUUCCCACAACUCCCAUCAUGGAGGAGCGACCCUUCCAGGCUGCAGAUGGAGAUGUUGGGGUAGCUCUGGGAAAGAGCAGAAAGAGAGUGUUCCCGGUGCUUCGCACCCAGGAGCCCAACCCCAUAUCUGAAGCUUAUGGGUACUGCAACACUCCCAACAGCACAGAACAGGCCUGGGAGGGUCACAGCCCUGCAGACUACAAACUGUUGUCUGUCCAGGUGAUGAUUCGCCAUGGUGACCGCUACCCCCUCUACUCCAUCCCCAAGACCAAACGGCCUGCCAUUGACUGCACCUUAUCUAUCAACAGGAAGCCUUCCCACCCCUUGUUGAACUCUUUCAUCAGUCACAUGGGUCUGGGAGGGCGUGGCCAUUGGGAGUCACCACUGAACUCUGUUCCCCGUCUGCCCAACCACAGUGCCUGUGAGAUGGGAGAACUCACACAGACAGGUGUGGUGCAGCACUUGCGUAAUGGGCAGCUCCUCAAUCAAGCCUACAAGCGCCACAAUCUCGUCCCUUCUGACUGGUCAGCCCGCCAGGUGUGGAUUGAGACCACAGGUAAGAGCCGCACCUUGCAGAGUGGACUGGCCUUCCUUUAUGGCUUCCUACCAGAGUUUGACUGGACAAAACUGACCGUGAGGCAUCAGUGGAGCACGUUAUUCUGUGGCUCGGCUUGCGACUGCCCCGCCAGGAACAGAUACCUGGAGGAAGAACAGAGGAGGCAGUAUCGACUGAGGGUGAGUGAUACUGAACUCGAGAGGACUUACACUGAAAUGGCACGGACAUUGGGUCUGCCAACCCGCCAACUCCGAGCUGCAAACCCUAUAGACUCACUUCUGUGCCAUCUGUGCCACGACAUUUCUUUCCCAUGUGUUACCAUGGGAGAUAGUGGUGCCAAGGGAUGUCUGACAAUGGCACAGUUUGCUGUGAUUCGUCGACAGCAGUUAGACGAUGAGGUGGAUCGGAGAAGAGUGGGGCUGUACCAUAAAUACGCUAUCCUGGCCAUGUACCCUUACCUCAACCGAACUGCCACCAAGAUGGAGCGUGUUGCCAGGGACCGUGAGGCUGGCCGACAGCCUCGUGCGGGAGGUCAGGAGGUCUUCACCCUCUCCUCAGCACAUGAUGUUACCAUGGCUCCGUUGCUGAGCGCCCUGGGACUGGAGGAGGCCCGCUUUCCACGUUUCGCAGCAAGAGUGGUCUUUGAACUGUGGAAGAGUCCACCAGCAAUGCAUGGACAGGCGAAGAAAAGAACUGGCAAAGGUGAAAAGUCAAAGGCUGGAGAUGGAGAACUGUUCAUCAGGGUGCUGUACAACGGUGAGGAUGUGACAUUUCACACCACCUUCUGUCGAUCCCAUGACCGCCAUGCCAGUCAGCCACUCUGUCCUCUGAAGAACUUCCUGUCUUUUGUCAGGAGCGACAUGUUCAGUGCUGUCAAUGCUACUUCCUACCAGGAGGCUUGCUACAGACGCCCUGGUUGACAGAAGGACAGAUGGAGAGGAGGGUGACUGAGUAAGGAUACAGAGUUGGCAGGUGGUUGUAUUUUUUUUUUUUCUACUUUUGGAGGUGGUGCACUUUUAUGCUGCUCAUAAUAUCUAAAAUUUCCACAUAUUUUUAAAUGUAGUCCUUGAUAUUUCUGAGCACAGAGUGAGUGGUAGACACACACACACACACACACACAGUACUGUACAUUAUAUAUUACUCAGACGUUUCUAACUUUUCUACAAAUUUCAGAAUUCUUCUUCUGAAUGUUGUAUGUGUUCUCAAGCAUAUCUGUAAGACAUAAACAAUUGUUGUAUGGCACUUAGCCACUUUACCCCUACAUUCCAUAAUACCAUGGAACAUUCCAGUAUUCCCAAAUACUUGCAAGAAAGGGGAAUAUUGAUGCUGGGUACACUAUGCUGGAUUAAUCAUUCCUAGAAUAUACUUUGUGUAAAAUAAAUCUUUUCAGUGAAAAUUACACUUCGGCCUAGUUUGGCUCACAUUACUCAGUAAGACUCAUUUGUCACUUAGCAUUUAUUUAGUUUUUAAUGUUUAGUCAUUGCAGUAGGCUGACUGAUGGUAGGGGUUAUUUCCGCUUUGACACUACUACUGUUUCCUUUGUUCUAGUAAACUUGACUUUGAAAGUGACAAGUGGAGGGUGUUUUUUCUUCAUUCAUGAAUUUACAACUACAGUCCAAUCUGUAUUUACAUUAACUGGUGAUGGAACCAAUCACAUUCCACAAGUUUUUGCUUGUAGGAAACUGAAUUUAAUAAAGAUUUGUUAUGAGCAGA
Messenger RNA from Scatophagus argus, 2641 nucleotides. It is a transcript of the gene pxylp1, whose product is annotated as 2-phosphoxylose phosphatase 1. The record is from RefSeq and is a predicted model, not a curated record. Gene Ontology annotation, biological process: dephosphorylation; chondroitin sulfate proteoglycan biosynthetic process; glycosaminoglycan biosynthetic process. Gene Ontology annotation, cellular component: Golgi apparatus. Bases 217 to 1848 code for a protein of 543 amino acids. Gene Ontology annotation, molecular function: phosphatase activity. NCBI's taxonomy places the organism in Eukaryota, Metazoa, Chordata, Actinopteri, Scatophagidae. The transcript has 7 exons.